Molecule: messenger RNA, 3202 nt
Organism: Anguilla rostrata (American eel)
Lineage: Eukaryota; Metazoa; Chordata; Actinopteri; Anguilliformes; Anguillidae
Gene: cdh16
Product: cadherin 16, KSP-cadherin
Exons: 19
Coding region: 16-2517 (833 amino acids)
Biological process (GO): cell morphogenesis; homophilic cell-cell adhesion; cell-cell adhesion mediated by cadherin
Cellular component (GO): adherens junction; catenin complex; plasma membrane
Molecular function (GO): cadherin binding; calcium ion binding
Source: RefSeq, a predicted model, not a curated record
CGUUCUUGCAAGUAAAUGCACCAAAAGGAAGAUAAAAAGGAAAGCAUGUCUUUACGAGGAUCUGUCUCCACUUGGAUCAUUGCACUGACUGCUGCGUUGCUUCAGAUGGCGGGGACGUGUCUUGCAGAAGCGUUGAAAAUCGGUGUGCCUGAGAACUACGACGGCAUAUUUCCCUGGUACCUGACCAAGCUUCCUAACCUGCCAGCCGGAUACAGAAACCUCACUGUGACCGGGGAUGACGGGGGAAUAUUCGGGGUGGAUUCAGGGUUCCUGUACGCAUUGAAACCCCUGGACAGAGAGAAACAGCCCACCUAUUCUCUACAGGUGUCUUUCGCUGGUGUUGGCGUAACGCAGAGCUUCACGGUGGAGGUGUGCGUAAGCGACAAGAAUGACAAUGUCCCAGAAUUCAUUGAGGAGAGCAUGCGAGGAGUGGUGCAGCUCGGGCUGCUUAAAGGGAUCCCGUUCAUGAAGGUGGAGGCGCGCGACCGGGACGACCCCAAUACCCUGCACGCCGAGCUGCGCUACAGUCAGCUGGACCAGACUCCCAGAAUUCCCUCCAGCCAAAUGUUCUUCAUCGACCCACGCACCGGAGAAGUGUCGCUCACUGAAGAAGGGGCCUCCACGCUGGACCCGGAGAUGUGCGGUCGUUACCGGCUCACCAUCAUAGUCAAGGACAUGGCCGGGAAGCCCACCGCCUUCUACUCGACCGGGACCGUGACCGUGGAGGUGACCGGGAACACGUGGGGCUCGCCGGACCCCGUGCGUCUGCAGGAGAACCUGCCCGGCCCCUACCCAAUCGCCAUCUCCCAGGUUAAGUGGAGCGGAAGCCCAGUUGUGUACACUCUGGAAGGUGAAUUCCCUGAGAUGCUCUUCACCAUCAGCAGAGAGGGGGUGAUCUACCUCAACGCUCCCCUGGACCGGGAGACUCAGGACCAGUUCCUGAUAAACAUCGUGGUGGAGCGGUCGGACGGAAGAGAGAUCGCCAAACCCGCGGAGCUGCGUGUGAUGGUGGGCGACGCCAACGACAACCGGCCCACCUUCCCCCAGCCGCAGUACCACGCCGUCAUCAACGAGCUCGCCGGCAAGGGGACGGAGAUUCUCACGGUCCAGGCGGCGGACAACGACGAUCCGAAAACGGAUAACGUGCGGAUCUUCUACCGGCUGGUGGGCCUGAGUCCGGACAGCCCCCGGGCCCUGUUCCGGGUGGACAGCGAUUCGGGGGUCAUCUCCGUCCAGGCCGACAACAUGGUGGGCGCCGCUCGCCAGUACGUACUGACCAUCAUCGCCGAGGACGCCAAAGGUCUGAACAGCUCCUGUACUGUUGUUGUUGACAUCCUGGAUCAGAACAACAACCCGCCCGUUUUUUCCCAAAGCGAGGUACCCAGAAUGCGUUUGGCGGACGAAGCGUCUGUUGUGUUGACCCUUCCGUGUGUCGGUGCCUGGGACGGAGAUGAGCGGGGGAGAGACAGCUGGCUGGUGGAUUACAGGCUGGAGUCUGGAAACGAGGAGGACAUCUUCACUCUGGAGGCCGACCGACAGACCAACGAGGUCUCCGUGAUCCUCCAGAAGGUGCUGGACUACGAGCACAUGCGCGAGUACGCCCUGGUUCUCAGCGCCCGGAACCCCGAGGUCCUGGUCCAUGGGGAAUAUGGUCCGGCGUCCACGGCAACAGUGUCCAUUGUCAUCGAUGACAUCAAUGAGGGACCCAGCCUUCCAGAGAGCCACUACGAGGUGACCGUGAGGGAAGGGGAGGAACCGGGGCGGGUCAUCGCCACAAUCCGGGCAUCUGACCCCGAUUCGAACCCUAUCAGAUACUCGCUGAGAGGAGACACCAAGAAACACUUCACCAUCGACAAGGACUCGGGAGAGCUGAGGACCGUGCAGUCGCUGGACAGGGAGGAGAACAGCACCUACACCAUGGAGGUUAUCGCCGUGGACGGGAAGAACUCCUCGCUGUCCGUCACGGCCGUGGUGACCGUGCACAUCCUGGACGUGAACGACAACAGCCCGGUUUUGGUGGGGGACUACUCCUGGAAGUACCUGUGCACCCCGCGCUGGGAGGAGCAGGCCGUGGUGCUGGCGUCCCGGGACAGCGACGGGCCCCAGCACGGCGGCAGGCUCAACUUCUCCCUCAGGAGCGACGCCACCGUGCGCCGAAACUGGAAGCUCACGCCCAUCAACGAUACCCACACUAACCUUUCCCUCAACACUCCGCACCUGCCCCCGGAUGUCUACAUGAUUCCCUUCACCAUCUCGGACAGCAGCUCGCCCCCCAGGAGCACCUUCAUCAACCUGCCAGUGACCGUCUGCCCCUGCAACGUGAGGGGUAACUGCAGGACCGCCGCCAAGCAGCUGCAGGGCAUGCCCACUGUGGAGUCCACUCUCGGGAUCUUGCUGGGCACCCUGGGGGUCAUCGCCAUUAUUCUGACAGUCGUCUUUGUGAGGCUGUCCUACCAAAAUCCAAGACCAAAGAGCAAAACCAGCCAGGAGAAAUUACCUUUGAAAGCUUCCGCCUAACCUUCUCCGCUCUGUAUUUUGUACUGGAUUAAGACAUGCAUUUGAUAACACCGCCUCAGAAAUCUGUUUAUAAACCCUUACAGAACAUGUCUUAUUUGACGGGGCUGUAUGUGGCUGUAUGGUCUCGCCAAUGUACUCAAACAAGUGGCCAUCUUUGUUUUCCCACCAGGAAGUUUGUAAGGGUCUGCAUGGCAUGGUUAAAAUGUCAAAAUGUUAGGAAUGUAGUUCAGACAUUUACUGUGAGCAUUAACCCAAAGCUGUAGACCACAUUUUCUCCACUGUGAAUUUAAGUCUUGCUCAAUAGCAUUGCACUUGCAUGAAUUUCUCAUUUCAGAUGUAUGCAUCAGAGAAAUAGAACACAUUUGUGGAUGAUACGUUUAUGUGAAGGACUGUGAUGAUAUGGUAGAGAAAGGCUUUAUUGUCAAACUGUUUUUGUGCUUUAAUUUUCCUGUGCUUUUCAUUAUAGUUUUGUAUAGCUUUCAACAUAAUGUUAACUGAAUUCUUUUAGAAUUGUAAGUAGACUCAAAAUCAUAUAUCCAUACUGUAAUAUCACUAUGUUGUUGAACAGAGUAGUGGCUAAACUAUUUGAUAUGUGGCUUGUUUCUUCUGUUUUUUUCUGUCCAUAAUAUUUAUGUCAUAGAGGUGUUCUGUUCAAAUCUAUAAUAAAUCAAAUUUUAAAAAAGAA